Messenger RNA from Ilyonectria robusta, 504 nucleotides. RefSeq lists its product as uncharacterized. Lineage: Eukaryota; Fungi; Ascomycota; Sordariomycetes; Hypocreales; Nectriaceae. The annotation marks the transcript as partial. The record is from RefSeq and is a predicted model, not a curated record. The transcript is spliced from 2 exons.
CGAGAUAAUACAUUCAAGAUGCCUCGUGCCAAGAGCUCCAGAAAGAAAGACGACAUCCUCAAUCGCUUCUUCAGGGCACACAAUCCCCAUGACGCUACGGGCCAAGACAGCUCCUCCGAGCGAGGAACCCGCGGCCACCGUAGAAGCGCUCGCUCCGGUGACGGUCUAAACAUCGCGCAGAAUGCCGAACCGCGGGUUACGGAAACCCCUAACGGCACCAUCAAGGCGUGUCCCGUGUGUCCUAACAACGGAACCCAUCUCGCCGAUACGUGCGCUGCCUUCGACCAGCUCUCGAUCAAGGAAAAGGUGCGACUUCUCGUCGUCAGUCGCGGCAAUAUGCCCGCGUACAACACGCGGACUUCUUGGUACUCCUACCUUGAGGAGUACAUGAAGACGCCAGGGGCUGAGAUGCCCGGUAGCUUUCCCUGGACCCAAGCGUUCAGUGGCGACGUCGGACAGCUCCAAAAGGAGCUUGACAGGACCGGGGACUGUUCCCAACUGCCU